GUCAUAUAAUUUCCCCUCCUCCUCCAUAUGUAACCAUCAUUCGUUUCAUUAUCAGAAGAAUUUAUCGGUUUUUAUUGAACAUCUUCUGCUGCGUGUAAACAGAUAUAAUAUUUAAAUACAGUGAACCAUCAAUUAUUUUAAUGUAGUUUAUAGCAUAGUUAGUUGUAGAAAAUCCGCAAGUUCAAAGUUGAUACAAUGUUGUACUUUGUAAAAUUGUUUUUUGUUAUGUGCCUAGUGCAAAUGCACUUUGUAACAUCGUUAGAGACCACCACAAGAAAUAAUAAUAAUGUAUCUUGCAACCUGCCAUCCAAGUUGUUAGAAGAAAUUCAAUCAUAUGCACCAUUAGUGCAAACUAUAAUAAACGAAACAUUGGCAGGUUCUUUUAAAGGAGUCACAUGGUAUGAACUGGCUAAUUUUGUAGAUACAUUUGGUCCAAGAUUUACUGGCACAAAAACACUCGAAAAAGCAAUUGAUUAUGUAUUAAAUAAGUCAUUGGAAUUUGGUUUAGAAAACGUACAUGGAGAACCUGUCAGUGUACCCCACUGGAUUAGAGGACAAGAAUCUGCAACACUUUUAUCACCAAGGAAUAAAAAAAUAGCUCUUUUGGGAUUAGGUUACAGUGUUGGUACUCCACCUGAAGGGAUAACUGCUGAAGCUAUUGUUGUAAAUAGUUUCAAAGAACUUGAAAAGAGGAAACAUGAAGUACCAGGAAAAAUUGUUGUAUAUAAUGAGCGAUACGUUUCAUAUGAUGAAACAGUAAAAUAUAGAAGUAGUGGAGCAUCAGAAGCAGCUAAAUAUGGUGCGGUUGCUGCAUUAAUUAGAUCAGUUACACCAUACUCUUUAUACACACCUCAUACAGGUAUGCAGAGGUAUGCAGAGAAUGUGACUAAAAUUCCAACUGCAUGUAUUACACAAGAAGAUUCAGUCCUUUUAAGAAGGAUGUCAAUAAGAGGAAAAACCAUAAAAAUUAAUUUAAAGAUGGAAGCUAAAACUUUACCAGAUGAGUUGUCAAGGAACAUAAUAGCUGAAAUAGUUGGUUCUACUCUGCCAGAAAAAGUAGUCGUUGUAUCUGGUCAUGUAGAUAGUUGGGAUGUUGGUCAGGGGGCAAUGGAUGAUGGAGGUGGUGCAUUUAUAUCAUGGCACGCUUUAAAAUUGUUGAAACAACUUAACUUUCGUCCUCGUCGAACAGUGAGACUGAUUAUGUGGACAGCCGAAGAGAUGGGUCUGAUAGGAUCCAGUCAAUAUAUUAAAUCUCAUAAAGCAAAAGAGAAUAAUCUCCAGUUUGUUAUGGAAUCAGAUAUGGGUACAUUUAUGCCUUUAGGUCUAGAGUUUACUGGAACAGAUGAAGUCAAAUGUAUAUUAGAAGAAAUUAUGGGAUUAUUACUUCCAAUGGGAAAAAUGAAAUUGCGUAGUCCUCAGGGUGGUCCUGAUAUUACUAGUUGGGUAGAUGCAGGUAUACCUGGAGGGUCACUGUGGACACAGAAUGACAAAUAUUUUUAUUACCAUCAUUCAAAUGCAGAUACAAUGUUGGUUGAGAACCCAGAUGCACUUGACAGGGGAACAGCUUUGUUCGCCGCGGUGUCGUUUGUUCUUGCUGAUCUUAGUAUCGAUCUACCGAGACACAAAUAAUGGUCGAUAAUUAUCGUAAUAAUUGUCGUAAUUGAUAUGGCUCUCUUCAUUAAAUAUUCAGUACAAAUUGUUAAUUCUAAAAUUUUUAAUAGUACAUGCUAAUUAUUUUAAUAAUGGAAAUAUUAAUUAACAUCGAAAUAUACUCUAGUAUACUUUACACACUCCAACCGUAGGUAUCAGACUGACCUCUUGGUCGUUUCUGCUCAAUUUAUAUCAAACAUAGGUAGUAUAUUAUGACUUAGAUUCCUCCUUGUAUAUUUUACUUUAUAAUUAAGAUUGUUAUUUAAUUAUAUUGCUGAUGCUCUUCCAAUGAAAACAAUGCUAAACAUGUUAGUAAACUGCGGAUUUUUAUGCAAAAUAAAAAUUGUCUACAAUGAGUGCAUGA
Megalopta genalis is the source of this 2014-nucleotide messenger RNA. Its product is annotated as carboxypeptidase Q. Gene Ontology annotation, biological process: peptide catabolic process; proteolysis. The record is from RefSeq and is a predicted model, not a curated record. Lineage: Eukaryota; Metazoa; Arthropoda; Insecta; Hymenoptera; Halictidae. Gene Ontology annotation, molecular function: metallodipeptidase activity.